Molecule: messenger RNA, 1185 nt
Organism: Neoarthrinium moseri
Lineage: Eukaryota; Fungi; Ascomycota; Sordariomycetes; Amphisphaeriales; Apiosporaceae
Exons: 5
Coding region: 1-1185 (394 amino acids)
Biological process (GO): secondary metabolite biosynthetic process
Molecular function (GO): FAD binding; monooxygenase activity
Source: RefSeq, a predicted model, not a curated record
AUGUCCUUGACGGUGGACCUCCAGCCUUCGAGUGAGAGCCUGGACUCACAUACUACCCGCGCGCAGUGCCAUCCACCUUCGGGAAUCAGCGUCCUUGUUGUGGGAGGAGGCCCGGCAGGUGUCUAUGCCGCCCUCGAAUGCUGGCGAAAGGAGCACCAUGUCAGCAUCGUUGAGCGAAAUCCAGUUGCGAGGACACAAGGAGAUUUCUUCAAUACCACACCACAUGUCAUCGAACAUAUCCGGACGAACUGGCCUGAAUUGGGUGAGGAGAAGGAGAGGAUCGCUGAGGGUUCCUGGGUUUCCUAUCAUAGGGUCAAUGGGCAGCUUAUGUCUGGGCCCGAGCCGUUCGACUGGAAGAAGGCUGGCAUCGAGGACGAUGGAAGCCCUGCCCCUGCUCGGAUGUACCGCCAUAACAGACCCAAAUUUCUCGGAAUGUUGAUCUCUCAGCUUGAAAGACUAGGCAUCCGCAAUGAAUAUGGGUGCCGUGUGGUUGACUGCUGUGAGAAUGCACAGAAAGCAGGCAUUGUUCUGGAUGACAAUCGAAGACUUGAGGCCGAUGUCGUUGUCGCUGCGGAUGGUAUUGGUUCAAAGUCACACAGGUUAGUCAACGGCCAGGAAAUCAGAGCUCGCGGCUCUGGUUUGGCUGGGCCCAGGGCUGCAUUCCCAGUGCAGGCUAUCUGUGAUGAUGAAGAGCUUAACAAGCAUUUUGGUAUACUGGACAGCCGGCAUCCUCACUUUCAAAUGUGGAUACGACCUGGGGUUCACAUGUCUAUGCUACGGACCAACGAUAUCAAUAAUGGCGCAGCCACGGAGUCUUGGAACGAGAGUGCGGAUGCAGAUUCAGCUUUUCAAUACGUGUCUGCAGUUAAAAACUUCUCCGACUUUGAGCGAGUUUCGUGCUGCCAAAAGGUUGGGUUCAUUAAUCAAGCGCGGCGCGACACCAGAGAUGUUGAACUGGACCCGAGCAUGAUCAAGUCGGAGCACGGCCGGUGGAUGUGGCGCCAUGACCCCGAGAGCUACCCCUACAACAACUAUAGCAGGGCUCUCGACCACCUCCAGAAUGGAGCACCGUUCCAGAACACCAACACCCCUCCUGGGCACACCCACGAGCCUUGGUCCGUAGAUCAUUUGAUGGGUCGAGUUGAACAAGGCCUACCAGUUGAAUUUGACGGAGGCUGGUCCUGA